AGCUCAAGUCUCUCCCCUGGAGCUGGAUGUUCCAGAAAGGACACUCAGUUCUUCAGGGCUGUCUCUGUGAUCCAGGCUUUGAUCUGGGAAAGGUUGCGCCUCAUUGCAGAGUUGAAGCUAUCUUCCUGCUUUGUUUACAUGAACGCCCUUCCAGGACUCUGUCUGCUUUUGGGGUGGAAGUGCCCUGCCAAAAACUCCAGCUCUCCAUGCUGGCUGUGUGGCCAGCAUACCUCCUGCCUUUUCAACGAUUCCACUGCCCUGGAUAGAGAGCGGUGUCUCAUAACAGUUUGGAAACUACAAAAGUUUCCCUGGCAGGAUGAAUGAUGGACUCGGUAACAUGUUUUUGCCUUUUGGAGUUGCCCUCCAAUUUUUCCAGGCUUGAUUCUGUAAAUCAUUUCAUCUUGUAAAAAUACUGGGCUGUGAGCACAGAUGAUCUCAAAGAUGAGGAAACAGAAGCUUGGAGAUGUGAGUGAACAUUUCCAAGGUCCUGCAGCUAAUCAGUGGCUGACAACUUCUUUCCUCUGCCUAUUUUGCCAUCCAUGUCAUGGUUUGUGUCAAGGCUCUAGGACAAGUCUACCAUCAGCACCACAGCUCCUGUGCACAAAUCCAGAAUGCCAGACUGAAGGCAGAAGGAAGGAUCCUUUAUGCACUGAAAGAAGAAAGUAGAACCAUUUCUGGGUCCCAGAUGUGGGAAGAGCUCCUGUUGCUGUGGAUUCUGACUUCUGGGUCUUGGAGCAGGAGGUGGCCAGCAAGCUAAGCUGUCCUGAGGGUGUGCCAGGCCAGGGGCUGAAGACAACGUUGGAGCAUCCACAGACUGGUUUGUCUCAAGAAGCAUGUUACUAAAUAUGAAAUGGCAAAAUCUGCAAGUGGGUUUACUUUUCCCCCAUAGAUUAGAAUGGAUUCAAUA
Mandrillus leucophaeus (drill) is the source of this 907-nucleotide messenger RNA. RefSeq lists its product as uncharacterized. The record is from RefSeq and is a predicted model, not a curated record. The coding region runs from base 430 to 666 and encodes 78 amino acids. NCBI's taxonomy places the organism in Eukaryota, Metazoa, Chordata, Mammalia, Primates, Cercopithecidae. The transcript has 4 exons.